Molecule: messenger RNA, 1458 nt
Organism: Cyphellophora attinorum
Lineage: Eukaryota; Fungi; Ascomycota; Eurotiomycetes; Chaetothyriales; Cyphellophoraceae
Product: Ammonium transporter 1
Exons: 5
Coding region: 1-1458 (485 amino acids)
Biological process (GO): ammonium transmembrane transport
Cellular component (GO): plasma membrane
Molecular function (GO): ammonium channel activity
Source: RefSeq, a predicted model, not a curated record
AUGUCUACCGACGAGGAGGUAGCACCAUAUGUGCCGCUCGAAGUCUUCAAUGGCUCGCUCACCGGCACAGGCGGAGACUCUCUGUCAGAGAACCUCAACCUGUACUACAAUGCCGGCGACAUCGCAUGGAUGAUCACUGCGACGGCAUUGGUGUUGCUCAUGAUUCCAGGCGUUGGGUUCUUCUACUCUGGCCUCGCCCGCCGCAAGUCCGCCCUCUCACUGAUAUACCUCUCCGUUGCUGCGACCGCCCUCAUCUCGUUCCAGUGGUUCUUCUGGGGCUACUCGCUCGUCUUCUCCCGCGGAGCCUCGGCCUUCAUCGGCGACCUCGAGCACAUCGGCUUCCGCAAUGUGCUUGCCGCGCCCUCGAUCGGAUCCAGCAAGAUCCCCGACUUGAUGUUCGCGGUAUACCAGGGCAUGUUCGCCGCCAUCACAGUUGCGCUGGCAAUCGGAGCAGCUGCUGAGAGAGGCCGGCUCCUGCCUGCGCUCGUGUUUGCGUUCUGUUGGGCCACAAUCGUUUAUGACCCAGUUGCAAGCUGGAGCUGGAAUCCGAAUGGGUGGGUGUUCAAGUUGGGCGCUUAUGACUUCGCUGGUGGCACGCCUGUGCACAUCACAUCUGGCACGGCAGCUCUAGCCUACUCCUUGAUGCUCGGCAAACGUCGUGGCCAUGGCACGCAUGAGCUUAACUAUCGCCCACACAACGUGACACAGAUCGUGAUUGGUACAGUCUUCCUCUGGGUCGGCUGGUUUGGCUUCAACGCAGGUUCUGCUUUGUCGGCUAACCUUCGCGCAAUCAUGGCCGCUGUAGUCACCAAUCUCGCCGCCUCAGUUGGCGGUCUUACAUGGUGCAUCAUGGACUAUCGCCUCGAGCGAAAGUGGUCUACCGUGGGCUUCUGCUCAGGCGUCAUCGCCGGCCUCGUGGCCAUCACUCCUGGCUCUGGUUUCGUCCCGGCAUGGGCCGCUGUCGUGUACGGCGUUGUCGGCGGUGGCCUUUGCAAUCUCGCCACCAAGAUCAAGUUCCUCCUCCACAUCGACGACAGUCUCGAUAUCUUUGCCAUUCACGGCAUCGGCGGGCUUGUCGGCGAUCUCCUGACUGGUCUGUUCGCUGCGGACUACAUUAUCGCAUUGGACGGUGUAUCGAUCGGCGAGUCAGCUGCUGCUGGUGGCUGGAUCAACCACCACUGGAUCCAGCUAGCCUACCAGCUGGCCGACGGUGUCACGGGUAUGGCUUACACAUUCGUUGUGUCGGCCGCUUUGCUCUACAUCAUCAAUUGGAUUCCGGGCCUCAAGCUGCGUGCUACCGAAGACGAGGAACUCAUGGGCAUGGACGAGACUGAUAUCGGCGAGUUCGCGUACGACUACGUCGAGCUUACCCGUGAUGUUGUCCAUGGUAUCGAGGACCAAGAAGUGGCGAGCUUCGGGCACAAGAGGAACUCGUCAGAUCUCGACCAGGAGAAGUGA